Plectropomus leopardus (leopard coralgrouper) is the source of this 1932-nucleotide messenger RNA. RefSeq names its product ankyrin repeat and SOCS box protein 2-like. The record is from RefSeq and is a predicted model, not a curated record. Gene Ontology annotation, molecular function: protein binding. NCBI's taxonomy places the organism in Eukaryota, Metazoa, Chordata, Actinopteri, Perciformes, Serranidae. Gene Ontology annotation, biological process: intracellular signal transduction.
AUGGCGGCUGCUCAGCUGAAUCUGGAUGAUUACAGCGUUUACAGUCAGCUGACUGAUGAGGAGCUGCUGCAGAUCGCUGUGGAGAGAAGCCUCUCCGACACUCAGCCCGCCGCACCGUCACCGUCACUGUCGGUGCCGGUGCCUCCCGUCCAUCCUGCGUCCAAUCAAAGAAAUCCAAACUCCAGACAGACACGUCCCGACCCCCCCAGAGAACUGGACCGUUUCUAUUCGUCCACACCAGCUGUCCCCAACUCCAUCAACCCUCCAACCGGCCUGUUCCAGCACAUCUACAGAGGCCUGCGCAGAGAGUUCAGUCCUCUGCAGACUCUGAUAAUGAAUGGAGACGUCGAGGCUCUGGAGGACCUGGUGGGACGGCGGUGCGGCAGUCUGACGGAGCCGAACGAUGAAGGCUGGAUCGCUCUUCAUGAAGCUGCUUAUUAUGGACAGCUGCAGUGCAUCAUGGUCCUGCUCCGAGCUCAUCCCGACUUUGUGAACCGAUGCAGUUCGAGGAAUCAGACCGCUCUGCUGCUGGCCGCCAGGCAAGGAAACGUCUCCUGUGUGGAUUUCCUCCUGAAGCACGGCGCCGACCCGAACAUCGCCAACAAGGACAAAGAGACGCCGCUGUUCGCAGCCUGUGAGAAACCGAACGAGGCCGCUGUGGAUCUGCUGCUGAGGUUCGGCGCUCAGGUGAACCGCUGCAGCGUUCAGGGAGUGAGUCCUCUGCACGAAGCCUGCAGAAACGGACACGUGAAACUCUGCAGGACGCUGCUGGAGUCCGGCGCCAAUCUGCACGCCAGGAACAUCUACGGCAUCCAGGCGUUCUUCACCGCUGCUCAGCACGGACAUGGGGACAUCCUGCGCCUGCUCGCCAAGAAAGGUGCAGAUAUAAAUGGACAGGCAGAUGACGGAGCGUCUCCGCUGUAUGAAGCCAGUAAGAAUGGACAUGUCUCUGCCGUGGACGUCCUGCUGUCUCUGAAAGCAGACGCUAACCGAUCCACAAAGUCUGGACUGCUGCCGCUUCACGUGUCUGUCCAAAACAACCACCCACGAAUCAUGUCUCUGCUGAUUCCUGUGACCAGCAGAGUCCGGGUCCGGACCAGUGGGAUCAGUCCUCUGCACAUCGCCGCGGAGAACAACAGAGAUGACGUCAUGGAGCUGCUGAUUGAGUCCGGUUUCGACGUCAACACCCAGCUGUCGGAGGACCGCUCCACAAUGUACGAGGACUGCCGCAGCACGGCGCUCUAUUUCUGCGUCUUCAAUGGGAACCUGGAGGCCGCAGAGAUGCUGCUGGAGGCCGGAGCCAACCCCAACCUGGACGUCUUCAACCCGCUGCUCAUCGCCGUCCGCCUCUGCCGGAUGGACAUGGCGACACUGCUGCUGACGUACGGCGCUGACGUCAACGCUCGGAUGUCCACCCAGACGUCCUCGCUCCCGGCAGCCAUCCUGCUUAGAAUGGAGUCUCUGCCGAUGCUCAAACUGCUGCUGGACAAUGGCUGCGACGCCCGGUCCUGCUUCGACUGUCCCUACGGCCAAAAAACACAUCCGCCCCCCUUGCCGUCAUGCCGUCGCAUUGAAGAAAUGCAGUUCUGUGAGGCCGUCAGCAGCCCGGUGUUCUGCCACAGUGCGGGUCCAAUUGUGUCUCUGCUGCUGGACUAUGCCGGCCCCGUCCAUCUCUGCUCGCAGCUGCUGGACGUCCUGGAGAGACGCAGCGACUGGACGCCAAUUAAACUGAAAGCUCGUCCUCCUGUUCCUCUGAUGCAGCUCUGCAGGUUGCAGAUCAGACGUCUUGUUGGAGUCCGGAGACUCAAACUGCUCCACACUCUGCCACUUCCUGUCAGACUCAUCUGCUUCCUGCAGUAUGACGUUACCUGCUCACUCACCUGAGCUCACCUGACCUCACCUGAGCUCACCUGACCUCACCUGACCUCACCU